Molecule: messenger RNA, 1351 nt
Organism: Motacilla alba alba
Lineage: Eukaryota; Metazoa; Chordata; Aves; Passeriformes; Motacillidae
Gene: KCNH2
Product: potassium voltage-gated channel subfamily H member 2
Exons: 6
Coding region: 299-751 (150 amino acids)
Source: RefSeq, a predicted model, not a curated record
ACAAAUUGUUCACACUUGGAGCUGAGGCCCUUCAGCUUCUCGGGAGAAGAAAAUCCCAGCAAAGGGAUUUUCACAAAAUAUCACAACCACAAUCCACCUGUGAAUUCUGACAUAUGUACACCAAGCUCAGAACCCCAGGGCAAACGUUACGCCCCGUGCCCCCCCAGGUAAGAACGACACCUUCGGGGAGCCGCUGCACCUGCACGCCCGGCCCGGGAAGUCGCGGGCGGACGUGCGGGCGCUCACCUACUGCGACCUGCACAAGAUCCUGCGCGAGGACCUGCUCGAGGUGCUCGACAUGUACCCCGAGUUCUCCGACCGCUUCUGGGGCACCCUGGAGAUCACCUUCAACCUGCGCGACACCAACAUGAUCCCCGGCUCCCCGGGCAGCGACGAGCUGGACGGAGGCUUCUCCCGGCUCCGGCGCCGCAAGCUGUCCUUCCGCCGGCGCCCCGAGAAAGACGCCGCCAGUCCCGGCGAGUCCCGGGCGCUGCGGGGGGACGGCGGGGGGGGCCAAGCGCCCGGAGCCCCCCGAGGCCCGGCCGAGUGGGACCCCCCCAGCCCCUCCAGCUGCGGCUCCAGUGACGAGGAGGAGCCCCCCGCGCCCCCCCCGGGCGCCACCGCGCUGUCCCCGUUCCGCAGCGCGCCCCCCGGCGCCCCCCGAGCCCGAGGAGCGGGAGGGCAGCGAUACGUGCAACCCGCUCUCAGGCGCCUUCUCGGGGGUCUCCAACAUCUUCAGUUUUUGGGGUGACACCCGGGGCCGCCAGUACCAGGAGCUCCCCCGCUGUUCCCACGGGCCCCCCCCAAAUCCCCCCCCGACCCUGACCCGCCGCCAGCGCUCCGACCUGGAAUCGCGCUUGGAUCUGCUCCAGAAACAGCUCAACAGGCUGGAGUCGCGGCUGAGCACGGACAUCUCCUCCAUCGUGCACCUGCUGCAGCGCCAGGUGCUGGUGCCCCCCGCCUACAGCGCCGUGACCUCCCCGCACCAGCCGCCCCCGGGGCCGCUGCCCCCCGCCCUGCCCGUCACCCCCAUCCGGCCGCUCGCUCAGGUCCCGCGCCCCCCGCGUGCCCCGGACCCCCCGGACGUGGUGCUGCUGCUGGAGCCGCCCCCCCCGCGGCGCCGCUCCCUGCCCGGGGCGCUGCCCCCCCCCCGCGGGGACCCCCCCGGGGACCCCCCCGCUCCAGAGACACUGCUCCGACCCCGGCAGCUAAUGGGAGCGCCGGGGCGCGGCGGGACCCCCGGAGCCACGGGCCCCCCGACCCCGGAAAGAGGGACCCCCGGAGCCCCGGACGCGGGACCCCCGGAGUCCUCAGACCCCGAGACGCGCGACCCCCAAAGCCCAGGACGUGG